AUGUGGAAAGAGGCAUCGGUAACAGUGCUAAAAUUUCACCCUCCAACAUUGAUGCAAAACAUCCAGACAUCUACCAAUUUGCUGGUGAGCCGGUGCCCGGGGCAGAAAGUUCAUGCCCAUCAGCUGUUUGGACACGGGUACGAAUGGUGGGAUCAGGCGAUUCCCCUACGAUAUGAGUGAACCAACAGAGGAGGAAUUGAAACAACAGAAGCUUGAAGCUGGGCUCAAGAAGUAUCAGGAGCUGAAGAAGAAGAAGAAUAAGAAGAAAAACAAGAAGAAGAGCGAGGAUGUUGAUGAGGAGGAGUCUGACUUGGUUGAGAAGGUUGACGCGUUGAACGUUCAUGAGAGUCAGGAAUCUUCUGUUGAGCCAAAUACCGCUGGGAUUGAUGACGAAUGUGCUGAGGUAGAGGUUGUAGAUGAUAAGCCUACUGAUGCUGUUGAGGAUGAAGCUGCCAAUGGUGAGGCCCCAGAGAAAGUAGAAGAGGUCAAGGAAGACCUCCCAGAAACAGAGCAUGUCAAAGAAGAUGCAGAAGAAGAUACAGAAGAAGCUAAAGAUGUGUCCAAGGAUGAACUUAAAGAAGUAUCUAAGGAUGAACCUAACCCUGCUGACGAACCCUCUCAAGAAUCUAAUGAUCCUGUCUCAUCACUUUUCGGUGAUUCUGGUCCUGGUUUCAUGGAAACCAUUCAACAGGCCAAAAUUGACGAUGAAAUUGCUCAAUUGAAGAAGCAGAACGAGGAGCUGAAGAAGACUAAUGCCGAACUCAGCGAGGCCAACGCACAGUUAAAACUAGACAACAAAUCUCUCAAGCUACUCAAGAUUGACCACCUCGAUGAGAUUGAAACAUUACAAGCACAGGUUCAGGAUCUCACUCUCAAACUGUCGAGAGCGAAAGCUGAUGCAAGCACUACCGCUCCGUCUCAUUCCGGAUACGAUUACCAAGAUGACAACUUCACCUUGUCGCCAUCGCCUACGUACCAGCAACCUCCAAUCACGUCCACAACAUUUAGCCAAUUCAACCUCGAUAAGAACGAAAGCACGCUAAGCUUAACAGAGUUAAAGGCAAGGCUAAACAAAUGGAAAGGUUGGAACGUUGAUAUGACCUCCUGGAGAUCUGUCGGCAGCGGCCCAAUCGUCACGCUUUGAGGUCAGUUGCACUACACCGGAUCAAUGCUAACAACAAGAUGCCUUGUCUAU
Messenger RNA from Williopsis jadinii, 1195 nucleotides. RefSeq names its product Bug1p (gene BUG1). The record is from RefSeq and is a predicted model, not a curated record. The transcript is spliced from 2 exons. NCBI's taxonomy places the organism in Eukaryota, Fungi, Ascomycota, Saccharomycetes, Phaffomycetales, Wickerhamomycetaceae. The coding region runs from base 113 to 1144 and encodes 343 amino acids.